AUGAAAAUUGAACUGGGCAAGGAACCAAAGGAUAUAUUUCUUCAUGACCCUACAUUUUAUGGACAUUUAUUUCGAAAGUUUAAAUGGGAGCCAGUUCAAAGAAGCAUAACAGUGCACAAAACUAAAAUCGUAGAUAUAAUAAAGGAGGAUUUAAUUAUAAAAAAACAUGAAUUUAUUAAUAAUUCAACUUCAGUUGUAAAAUCUAAAAGAUGUAUAUAUGAAAUGGUUGAAAAUACAGCACAGUCGCUUUGGUCUGAAGGUGGAAUAGCAGAAGACGAAAUAUUUUAUCACGUGGACUUUAAUUUCACUUACGGCCAUUUUAAAUACAAAAAUAAAUGGAGAAGUAAUAAAACACAUGGCGCAAGAAUGUCUUUUGGAUUAACUAAGAAACGAAAUAGUAUAUUUAUAAAGCCAAAUGAAACUGUUGUUACAGAUUUAAUAGCCACGAAAAUGAUAAUGAUUAUAGAGGUAGAGUAUAAAACUGAGCUUAUUGGUUCAGCUGUUGCGAACUAUGCCAAAUUAUAUGGUACUUAUCAUUUCUGGGCACCAUCCAUUCAAAGUAUUAUGAAAGCAGCUAAUAUGAAAAACGAACUUCUUACCACAGAGGAAAUAGAGGUCAGGUGCUUCGUAAAUCCAAGAUCACAAGAGGUAGUUAAGCCAGCACAUGAUGUAUAUUCUUCAGGAUUUAAAAGAACUGGAAUGAGAAAACGGAAGAGAAAGUUUGAAUAA
This is a messenger RNA of Arctia plantaginis, 729 nucleotides long. Lineage: Eukaryota; Metazoa; Arthropoda; Insecta; Lepidoptera; Erebidae. The record is from the annotation of a GenBank genome assembly.